AUGGAAACUGUAGUUCACAUAAGCGACGACAAUUCUGAUGCUUCUGAUGAAGAUUAUACAGAGAACUUAAUAGAAGCCGAAGGGAGAGCCGAAGAAUAUGACGAGGACAAGGACGCAAUUGUUUUGUCGUUUGAGAUUGAUGCGGAGGUGGGAGAGAUGGAUGAUACCGACCAAAUUGACUACACCAUAUUCACUCAAAAUCGCUUUUGUGAUACAGCCAAAGAGAAGAAAGAGAAUGAACUCGAAUGUGGAACAUUAUGUACUGUUAGCAAAGCACAAAUCACCGCGAAAGCUUCUAUCCCUGUGGACCAUUCCUCAUUCCUAACAACAGAGCCUUCCUGUUCCGUUCGGUUUUCUUCUUCCAUUACGAACAUACUGUCCCUCCCGUUAGACUCACUGCACUCGAUUGCGUCCUUUCUGACGCCCGUCGAAUGGUGUGGAUUUGGACAGACUGGGAAACGUUCGAACCGUAUUUGCAGAGAUAUCAUUCGGCGCGUUCGUUUGCAUGGAUUCCGAUGUGCAACAGAGGUCGUGACGGCUUGGAAGAUCGGUGAGCAUGCGGACGCGAAGGAACUUGCCGCUCUUUACAUUCAGGCAGGCGUCCCUCUUUAUCCCCAAUGUCUCGGACACUCUUACCACACAAUUCUCUGGCGCAUGCAAAUCGAAAGUCGUAAAAUGCGAAGCACAAGGUCUUCGAAAGGAAAUGACGAAGACGAGUCGUCGCCGCAAGAAGCUGUUUUGAAUGCCCCAUUUCUCGACCCUUUUUACGUUGAAAGUGCCGAGUUUAGGAUGCACCAUGACUACGUUGCCCAGGGAACAUACCUGGAGGAUAAGUGUAACUAUUGGAUAGGCAAGGAGGCUACAGAGGCAAAGCACCAAGGUUUUCCUCGAACUCCUUCCAGCUCUCCGUUUACUAACGAAGGGCUUAGUACGAUCCGACGAAUGCCACAACAGGAAGGUACUUCAAUACCAAAGACUCCAACAAAUAUUCACCAACACUUGUUGGAUCAACACUAUUUGGGUCGCCUAGUGGUAAAAGAUCAAAAUGGUGCUAUGGUAACUCCUCCAGUAAGUCUUUCCGCCGACUUCUUCCACCCGGCAAAACGGCGAACUCGGGCUUCGCUGGUCCGUCCAGUCAGUGUGUCAGUUUCUGAGGGAAUGAGUGGUGUAAGGGUGGACACGCAUACAUUUGGCGGUGCGGAGGAAUUGUUGGACAUAGUACAAUCUUCGAGCGAAGGGCUUGGAGAUGUUAGGCUGCUUGAAAGACAACCUCCUUUAUCGAUAUCACGUCUCGAAUCUGUCUUGGAACAUACCGAUUUACAUAUCUAUACGGCAUCCUUCGACUCCACAACGACCAAAAAUACAGCUGGGAAAGAAUACGAGGGUAUGAAGAAACACCUCCGAUCGCGGUUUGGAAAUUAUCAGCGUCAGCUUGAAGGCUUUCUUCUACGUGGAGACAACAAUGGCUUUGAAGAAUCAAUUCUCGACUUUUGGGAUGAGUUCUUUCCACACACGUGCAAUAUACACUACUACGAUAGGAAUACGGUUGUGCCGCGCCUCUCACGUCUUGAAACCUUUCUCACAAAACCAUGUCCAAAAGAAUUUGGAAUUGUUCAAUGUGAAAUUGAACGGAUCAAAAGUAACGUUCGCGGAAAAGGGAUGAGCAUGAAAGGUCGCCUAUUCCCUACUUAUGAGUAUCGACUUUUCAUUCGAGAUCGCCCACAUAGCUGUUCUCACCAAGAAAGCGCCUCCGCGGAUGAGGAGGCUUUUGUCCAAAGGGAUACGGUUCUAAUGGUGGCAAAGAACCGAGGAAGAAAGCACUUAGAAGAAUCUGGUGUUGUUCCGCUACCAACUUCAGUCAAGAAAGGCUCUAACAAUUUUUUUUUGUACCUGCCACAACAAGGAGACAUCAAUGCGCAUUAUAAUAUGGUAAAUCCUACCCAUUUGACUGCCACGACGAUUCCGAAUGGGGCUAGCCAUGCACCGUUGCUCGAUUCUGAAGGUUGUUCCUCGGUUCUGCUUGGCCGACUACAAAGCAACUUUAUUGGUACCGAGUUCCAGAUCUAUACACCACGCUCGCGAAAGCCGGCCAAGCACAAAUCUCCACAAACUUUCAAUCACGCUGUCGAUUUUCAUUCCGAAGAAGAACCUGAUUAUGACAGUGGCAUGUCAAGCGACAACAAUACGAAUCGACGUCGCAGAUUCGGCCGUCGUGCUCGGCGGAGAAACAAUGCCGAGUCGGUAGGGAACGGAAACGAAAACUUCAGCGACGCAUCUUCUGUUAAUUCCGGUACCUAUCAACGAAGCAAGUCCUGCUCAGAUAUAAGUCAAAACCGCUCUAUCAGGACCAAACGACGAGCAAUUGCAAAUACAUGUAACAGCCUUAAACGAUCCGGUCUGUAUGAAGAAGAGGAUGGAGCCAUUACUUACACCGCCAAUUUACUCGGUAGUCGACCACGAAUAAUGGAUGUGUGCAUACCAAAGGUAUCGCCGGAUGGUAAACCAGGAGGAGAGUGGAAGCAAUACUUGGACUCUUGCGAGGACGCUGAUGACUGUCGAAUGUUGAGAUGUUUUCGACAGGUGCAACAGAAUAUUGAAAAUCAUGACGAACAAGACCCUGCAGGCGAAAACAUCAACAAUGACGGACCACCUCCCGUAGAAAACGAAAAUAUCGAGGAUUUUGGAUUGCUCCCUCUUCAGAAUAGACCACCGUGGUGGAACGUUGAAUUAGGUUCUUUUGUUUUGAAUUUUGGCGGUCGCGUCAGUGUCGCCUCGGUCAAAAAUUUUCAGCUUUGUCAUCGAAGAGACCAGGACAACAUUAUGCUACAGUUUGGUCGUAUUCAAGGGAGACACUCAUUUACCAUGGAUUUUCAGCAUCCAUUGACUGCGGUACAAGCUUUUUCGAUUGCUAUUUCUUCGCUUCAAUCGAAAAUCUCUUUUGGCUAGUGAUUAAUUCUAGAGUCUGUUUUUUUGUUUCGUC
Molecule: messenger RNA, 2980 nt
Organism: Phaeodactylum tricornutum CCAP 1055/1
Lineage: Eukaryota; Bacillariophyta; Bacillariophyceae; Surirellales; Neidiaceae
Gene: TLTF1
Product: tubby-like transcription factor
Exons: 1
Coding region: 1-2946 (981 amino acids)
Source: RefSeq, a predicted model, not a curated record